AUGGACUGUUUCGUGGACAACUUAAAUGAAGAUGAGGCUGAAAGAGAGAGUCUCCUUGCUAAACCCACCUGCUUCAUCAUUGUGGGGAAACCGGGCGUUGGAAAAUCCACCUUGGCCAAAAAACUAGCCCAGUCCUGGAAUUGCAUCUUGAUUGAUGAUACAGAACUACUGAACACACACAUAAAAAAUGGAACAAAACAAGGCACUGAGCUCUUGGAUAUUUUAUCUGAGGGGAAAAGUAUACCAGAAGACAUGGUGUUCCAGCUGAUCAUUGCCAGGCUUAACUCUCCAGAUGUGGAGCACUAUGGCUAUGUACUGAGCUGCUUGCCCUUCAUGUCAGAAGCAUGUCUGAAGAUACACGAGCAGAUUGAUCUGAUCAAAAACCUCAGGCUAACACCUGAUUUCAUCAUCAACAUCAAGUGUCCAGACAAGGACCUAAUACAGAGAUUGUCAGGUGUGAGGAAGCAUCCUGAGACCGGCCAGUCGUACCUCAGGGAACAGUGGAGCAUUGAAAAAGUGGACAAGAGGAAGAAAGAAGAGAUAAGAGAAGAGGAUCCAGUGGAGGCUGAGGAGGAGCAGGAACUCCACAAUGACAUGAUUAACCAAAUGGUGUGGCUGCCCGAGAAUUCCACUGAAAAUACUUCUCUCAGUAUCAGCAUGUACAAGGAAACCACGCUGAGAUCCCUGGAGGAUUAUAUGGUUGACCAUGACCCUGUCUGCUUGUUUGAGCUGGAUGGAAACAGCAGUCCUGAAGAGCUACACGCGUCUGUUUUGUCCCGCCUGUCAUCCAUGGCAGUGAAGCAUGUUUCUGUUCCUGUCCGCCUCCAUCUGAAUGAUGAUGAAGAACUGCCAGAUGUGACUGACAUGGAGGAGCAUCUGAGAGCUAUGUCCUCUGCUAAGGCAGUGGCCCCUGGCUUCAGGUGGAGAAGGAGCUGCUGGGGCAGUACCUGUCCUGUUGCUUUGAAAGAAGGCAUUGUUAUUCAGGGCAAGCCUGAAUUAUGUGUGGGCUUCCAGGACAAAAUAUAUGUCCUGUCAUCUGAGGAGGCCUAUCAGAAGUUCCUUUUAAACCCCCGGCAGUACUUGCUUUCUCCAAUGCCCAGACCCCCAUGCAAGGUGUCUAUCAUUGGUCCCCCACAGUCAGGCAAGAGCACCCUAUGUAAACUUCUAGCCCAGCACUAUGGAGCGGUGGUGAUUGAUGUAGAGGAGCUGAUACAGCCACUGAUGGCCAAACUGGAGCAAGACAGGCUAGACAAAAUAAAGGAAGACGCAACCCAGACUGCUAUUGGAAAAAUCAAGAUGAAGAUGGAGAUGGAGAUUGGUAGCACACUGACAGAGGAUCACCCAGAGGUGAAAGCAAUGGUACUUAAUGCAUUGAGAGAAGCCAAAGAAGUACAUCCAGCAGCCCCUUCUGAGCUGUAUGCUGAGGUAUUGGAAAAGUGUAUAAAAGAGAUUGAAGAGGCAGAUAGGGAUGUGGAGGGAAGAACCGGCUGGGUGCUUGACAACUUCCCCAAGAACUUCUCCCAACUGGAUGGCAUAAUGCAGUCCACUAAUGGGAUCCUGCCAGACAUCCUCUUCUGCCUCAAAGACAGUGACGGAAGGACAGUGCUGAGGAGACUCUAUGAGAUGAACAAGGGCUCUGUGGACAAAGCCAUAAAAAACAGGCUGCAGGAGGAAAAAUCUAAGAAAGAGAUGCAGGCCUUGUUAAAUCGUAAGGAGCAGGAAUCAGAGGUUUUGGCCAAACCAGGGGAACUGCAGACUAAACUAGAUACGGUUGCUGAAGAGAGUGAUGAAAACCAAGACCAAUCUGACACAGAUGACAGAACGCAGCCUGUAAACACGGAAAUCAAAGAUAUGGUACCACCCGAUAAGUGGGAGUUUGGUUAUCCAGAUGUGCCAGAAAUGAAUCACUAUAAAGAGCAGCUGAAACAGUAUGCAACAGAAAUGGAGAGUUUGAUGUACAGCAACUACUCAGUACUGGACAUUGGUGGCAAGAGCCCUGAGGACCUGCUGAAAGAGAUGAUCCACCUGAUGGAGAAACCAUUCAAGUAUGUGUCCUGGGAGCUGUCGGGAACGGACUUGGAUGAGGAAGAAGAGGAUUGUCAGGCUCUGGCAGAACUGGAGAGAGCUGAGAAAGGCAAAGAGGACGAUAAUGCAGCAGAUGGAGAGAAUGAAGAAGACACAACCCCUGAAAGAUUAUUGGGGGAUACUCAUCACUUCUGCCCCAUAGCCUUAAAAGACCAUGACGUCCUGCGGCCCUGUACAGACAAAAUUGUAGCCAAGUACCGUGAGAAGGCCUAUUACUUCUCCAGCUCAGAGGCCAGAGACCGCUUCCUUCAAAACCCAGCAGAAUUUGUCACACAGACAGAGCCUAUUAAGCCCCCUGCCCUGAGAGUGUUUUUGCUUGGCACCCGUGGUUCAGGCAAGACUACUCAUGGUGAGUGGCUAGCCCAGCAGCUGGGUGUCUUCCACAUUCAGUUCAGGAAUCGUCUUCAAGAGCUUAUCAUGGCCAAGACUCAGAGCCAAGUGCUCCAUGCGGAUGAGGUGCAACCCGCAGAGGAGACUUCUGAAGAGCUGGAGGCACUGAUACAUGAAGCCAAGGGCGAGGAUGAGGGGGAGACAGAGAGUGCUCCUCUCAGUGAACAUGACAUGGUGGCAGAGAAUGAAGUGGCGCUGACCGAUCAAGAAGAGGCCAUCAAAGCCUACCUGUCCGAGGGAGAUCCUCUGCCUCCAGAUGUCCUGGAUAUUGUGCUGGCGCCAUAUUGGAAACAGGAGCCAUACAAGUCCACUGGUUUUAUCCUGGAGGGCUUCCCUCAGAAUGCUGAUGAGGUGCAGUACAUGGUGGAGCAGCACCUCUUCCCUGACGUUGCGGUGAUCAUGGUGGUGGAUGCCACAGACAUCGUGAGCCGCCUGCUGCAGCGUCACCUGGAACUCUGGCAGGAACGCCACAACCGCCGCGAAGCACAGAAAAAACUCAUCAGUGACUUACGUCAGAAGAUUCGGGACGAAAACAUUGCCAAGAGAAGGGCAGACUUCAUGGCAGAGGAAGCCAAUAAAUCCUCCAGAACAAAGAUAACAAGUAGUGAGGAUGAAGAUGAUGACGAAGAAGAUGAAGCAGCAGACAACAUGGAGGAGAAGUGGCAGGCCAUACUGGAGGAGGAGUUCCCCCCUGAAGAGGACAGUGAUGACAUGGAGAGUGAGGAGACUGAGGAGGCAGCUGUUGAGAGGCUGGAGAUGGAGAUAAGAGAACGUUUUGAAACAGAUGAAAACAGCCUCACCAAUGUGAUGGAUCUCCUGAGUGAAGAAAACAUCCCCAAAGUGUUAAUCACUGCCUCCCGUAAGCCACGGAUUGUGCGUUCCCAACUGCUCCGGAAUAUCCAGCCACUGCUGACCAACAGGGAAUCGCUCUUCCAGCAAUGCCGACCCAUCAGUCACAGCCUGGCCCGCAAGCUCCUACAGUCCUCCUACAAGUUCCACAGUGCCUUUGGCUACUGGGACCCCAUUCAGUACACAGAGGGGGACUUGAUACAGCCAUUGCAGGGGCCAGUGAAUGCCACUUACCCUCUUCUUUUGAACCAGUAUAUCUACUUCUUUGCAUCCAAGGACACCUGCAAUACCUUCAUGCUCAACCCUGUGAAGUACCUUAAGCAGAGCAAGCCCAACCCCUCCUUCCCCAUUAAACUGGCUAUCACCGGACCACCCAAAUCUGGAAAAACUACUGUGGCUCACAUGUUUGCUCAGAAGUACGGCUUGGCACGGCUGUCCAUUGGGUGUGUUAUACGCAUGGUUCUGAACACGCAGGAGCACACUGAGCUGGCUGUCCAGCUGAAGCAGCGUCUCGCCAAGGGCCUCACUGUACCUGAUGAGCUGGCAGUUCAGUGUCUGGAGGUUGUGCUCAUGAGCUUGGUCUGCAGCACCAGAGGGUACGUAUUAGACGGAUUCCCUAUGACAAUUAAGCAGGUUGAGUUGAUGGAGGCUCAGAGCAUCAUCCCCAUGACAGUAGUGGAGCUGGGUCUGGACACAAUGGAAGUGCUGAACAGAGGCCUGAUCGACAAGAUGAGACCAAACAAGCCUCACCUGAUGCUCGACAGCUCCGAGAUCCUCCGCAUCCGUAAUACCUGUUACAAGCAGGAGGUGGAGCCUGUGAGGCAACACUUUCAGCAACAGUACAAGAACUGGGUCCUGGUGGAUGCAUUGAAAAGCAAAUGGUGGGUCUGGAAUAGGAUUCUAGAGGAGGUCCGCAUCAGCAUCAAAUAUAUCCAGAGCUACCUGAAGAGGACAAGCAAAGGCCAGGCAGCCUGCAUCCACAGGCUGUGCAUCACUCCCAUGCAGCUGCAGUCUCGCCUGGGGGAGUUUGACCAGUACUGCCCUGUAUGUCUGGCUCUGCAUCACCACCUGGUGGACUCCUCAGAAAAUGUAUCCCUGGCACAUGCAGCUGAGUACAGGGGACACUACUACAAGAUGUGCUGCAGAGACCAUCUGGAGUGCUUCCUGGCCACUCCAGAUCAGUUUGUGAACCCUGGCUGCCCUUACACUCUCCCACAGCCCCACCUGCUGCCAAGGAAGUUAACCGAGCCUCAGGUGAAGAACAGGUUCCCACAGCAAGUUGAGAUGAGGGGCUUCUGCCCUGUCACUUAUCUGGAUGGAAAGCAGAGAUAUGAAGCCCUGGUUCGAGGAAACAUGGAAUAUGCUGUGGAAUACCGGGAACGCAUCUAUAUUUUUGAGACAAAGCAGAAGCAGGAUAAAUUUUUAAGGCUUCCUGAAACCUACUGGGAUCAGAAGGUGCCCAAUAAGCUUCCUCCAGUUUGUGAGCCUGUGCUGCUCACCUCUCUCCCAAUGUUGGGCUACUUGCAACAGGGUGUGGCAGAAGCAAUCAUCAAGGCCAUGACAGCUGUUGGCUGUCUCAAACCAAAGUAUCCCUUCCUAAGUGUGCAACGAUCCGCUCUCCUCUACGUAGCUUAUUAUCUAAAAGCUUUCAACCACAAGGGCUCAGACUAUACCAGAAAGAAGUACAAACAGAAGCUGGCCUUGUUUGAAGAGAGCUGUGCACUCAUCCCCUACCUGGGCUCCACCAUGACAAGGAACUACAAGCCUCCUAAUGAACAUCCCAUCGACUUUGAGUAUAAACUCCGUAGGUUUUGGGCCUUGGGAGAUUUGCCAGGAGCUAAUGGAGUGUUGUAGCCUGUGAUAGCCUGUUGUUCUCACUUGACUUCAGCAAAACAUUUUAUAAGGUUUGGAAAAAAAAAAGUGUGGCAGAAAGGCAAUAUUAAAGAUGUAUGUGUUUCAAAAUGCUGUGACAGUAAGUAUGUAUUUGAACUAAAGGAACUUUUCUGGCCUCGGG
This is a messenger RNA of Myripristis murdjan (pinecone soldierfish), 5338 nucleotides long. RefSeq names its product adenylate kinase 9 (gene ak9). Gene Ontology annotation, biological process: nucleobase-containing compound metabolic process. The coding region runs from base 1 to 5178 and encodes 1725 amino acids. The transcript is spliced from 35 exons. Gene Ontology annotation, molecular function: ATP binding; nucleobase-containing compound kinase activity; ATP hydrolysis activity. The record is from RefSeq and is a predicted model, not a curated record. Lineage: Eukaryota; Metazoa; Chordata; Actinopteri; Holocentriformes; Holocentridae.